UCAGGGUCGAUUUGGGGAUCAUUUCAGGGUUGAGGAUCAUUUCGGGGGCUGAGCGGUCUUGAACAUAUUUUAAUCAGAAGCAAGCUUAGUUAUUCAACUUCACUUACUGAAAACAGGCUUACUCAAGCAAGACGAAUUUCAAUGCUCUAGCCCUGAACACUCAAACUCUUACAUCCGUCAACUCCUGGGGAAAAACGCGCUUAUACCGUCUUACUUCAUCACCUGCUCAAAAGCCGCCAGGGCAAAUGUUGUCUUUAGAAUCCCUGGCUUAUCCUACAGGCAUCGCGUCGCUGUUACUCUUCGUGAUGUUGUUCCUCUACUGGUAUGGAACGCGAGGCUUCGCCGACCUAAAGAAACUCAACGUCCCUGGUCCCAAACCUCUUCCAUUCCUGGGAAGCUUUUUACAUCUAAGGAAAUAUAACGGACUGCAUCUGCUGUGUGUAGACUACGUUAUGAAGUACGGCAAAAUGUUCGCUAUCUGUCUGGGUACUCAGCCAACGCUUGUCAUUACUGAACCAGAAUUAGCAAAGCAGAUAAUGACAAGGGACUUUCACAAGUUCCGCAAUCAUUUCAUUGUACAAAGAACACGCUUUCCUCUCAACCUCUUGGAGGCAAAGGACGAAACGUGGAAGAGAAUCCGUAACAUACUAACGCCCACGUUUAGCGCGGGAAAAAUGAAGUUGAUGGUGCCAUUGAUCGAGAAAUGCUGUGACACGCUCGUGGAGAAACUUGAAAAUGUUGCUGAUUCACACCACAAUGUGGAUAUGCAGGAAUGGCUCAGCAAGCUAACACUGGAACUGAUUUUAUCGACGGCUUUUGGUGUGGACGCGAACAUUCAAGUGGGAGAGAACAUCGAAAUGCUGGAGAACGCAAAGAGAUUUUUUCAAGUUCCGCCAAUCGUCCGACGCUUAGCUCGCCUUCCAGUCGCCGGCACAAUCGUUGAGUUGUUGGCACGUCUCCGAGGGAGCCUGAACUAUUUUCGAGACUUAGCGCAACAUGUCAUCAAAACCCGACGUGAGCAGGGUGCCACAGGACGGAAAGAUCUGCUUCAACUUAUGAUCAAUGCCCAUGAUGAGAAGACCACAGGGAAUGUCGGCAGACUUACCGAUGAGGAGAUCGUGGCCCAAUCAGUGCUUUUCCUAUUGGCUGGCUCCGAUACAACAGGCAACACGUUGAGCUUCACUGUUUACUUCCUGGCGAUGAAUCCAGAUGUGCAAGAAAAGCUGAGGAAGCACAUUAAAGAGGCCAUGGAUUCCAAUGCCGACGAGUCUUUGUACGAUUCUUUGUACGAUGUGGCCAAGAGUAUCGAUUACCUUGAUUACGUCAUUAAGGAGACUCUGCGGUUGUGUCCGACGAUACCAAUGAUCAACCGCGAAUGUUCUGAAGAUCAUGACCUGAAUGGAAUGCACAUUCCUGCUGGAACAGAGAUUGUGUUUGCUACUUAUGCAAUGCAUCAUGACCCUGAUGCGUGGCCCGACCCGGAGAAGUUUGAUCCCGAGAGAUUCCGCGGUCCCGACAAGGACGCCCGCCAUGCCUUCCAGUUCCUACCGUUUGGUGGCGGGCCCAGAAGCUGCAUUGCUAUGAGGUUCGCCCUGAUGGAGAUCAAGAUUGUUCUGAUGAGAAUCCUGAUGAAGUACAAAUUUGAAAGGUCUCCCGAAACACAAGUACCUUUGGAUAUCUAUGCGGGCUUCACGCUGACGGCAAAAGAUGGCGUGCUAGUCAGAGUUUGUACCAUCUAGAAAAAUAGGUACCCAAAGGGUACUUGUGUGAGAUACUCAUUUGCGUUAAUAGACACGAGCCGAUGACAUUAGUGGUAUCCCACACAAAUAUUCAAUUGUCAAAUGCAUCGUUUUCACGUGACGUCAACAUUUUCUAAAAUCCAAAACUAAU
Orbicella faveolata is the source of this 1890-nucleotide messenger RNA. Its product is annotated as cytochrome P450 3A24-like. The record is from RefSeq and is a predicted model, not a curated record. Gene Ontology annotation, molecular function: iron ion binding; heme binding; oxidoreductase activity, acting on paired donors, with incorporation or reduction of molecular oxygen. Lineage: Eukaryota; Metazoa; Cnidaria; Anthozoa; Scleractinia; Merulinidae.